Cloeon dipterum is the source of this 2933-nucleotide messenger RNA. RefSeq lists its product as uncharacterized. The record is from RefSeq and is a predicted model, not a curated record. The transcript has 2 exons. Lineage: Eukaryota; Metazoa; Arthropoda; Insecta; Ephemeroptera; Baetidae. Bases 102 to 2741 code for a protein of 879 amino acids.
CGCUCAUUCAGUUCAACUGAGCGGUUCAUUAAAAACAAGUGCGGUGUGUGUGUGUCUCGCAUCUGUUGAGCGACAUAUUAGCUCCGGAAAGCUGUACAAAGAUGAAGCGUCUUCUCCUAGUGAUAUCUGUGAUCUGCAGCAUUUCUUUUGCGAAACAAAAUUCGCCUUUUGAAGAGGUGCACGAGCUUUUGAACUACGGGGAGCUUCUAAGAGUGCCCGAAAAAGACCUUAUAUUUCUCUUUGGAUCGAGCGGUGUCGACAAAUCGACUCUGACAAAAUUCGUGAUAAAGGACGAGACGCUAAAGGUGCGACGGAAGGGCAGCAAACUCGUGUUUGAAAGUAAGAGAAGCCAAAAUCGGACGCAAUUUCAAGAUGUCCUACCACAUUUCUACCAGGACAAAGCCACCGGAAACGUUUUGGUAGAUGUUCCUGGCUUCACCGAAUCCCGAGAGCCAAAGUUGGACAUCGCGGGAGCGUAUUUUACAAAGAGCGCUUUGCAGCACGCCGAGAGUUUGAAAUUAAUUUUUGUGGAGAAUCACGCGAACCUUAUGGAUGGUGCGGACACGGCCCCAGUGUUGAAACUGUUGAGGCACGCCGCCAAGCAACUGCCCAGAAUCGAAGUUUUCAAAAACUCUGUUGGGCUUGUGGUGGCAAAGGUGCAUGACCAGCAGGGAGAUGAUUCAGAAAUUUUGAGCAGCGUCCUAAAUCAAUUGCUAGCCGUGAAAGACGAACUGGAUUUCGAUUUGACAGAACAAGAUAAAUAUUCAGGGGAGUAUAACGAGACUUUUGACAUGCUGGAAGUCUUAGGUUCGAUUUAUGCGAACGGCACAGCGGAAAAUAUCGCUCUCUUCCGCAACCCUGACCAGGAAACCUCGCCCUGGGCGUCGGAAAUGAUGUCAAAAUGCCAGCAAGAGCUGCGCGUUCUCUUUUUCGGCAGUCUUGAUUUUUGCCCAACAGACGGCGUUCAGUUUCCAUUUUCCAUUCUUCACAGAAGUCGUGAUUACAUAAUGCAGAAUAUUAUUCCGAAAAAUAACAAAUUGGCAACGCGGUUUUUAGCAAAGAUAUUAAACGAGUUUCAGGUCUGCAUUGAAAGCGCUAUGAAAAUUAAUCACAAGAUUAAUGAGAAAGCGUCAUUUAUAUCAAAGGCAUCGUUGAAUUUUCAAGAGUUGAUUCUGACUGGUGGAAUUUUUGAUUCCCUUGACGCAUUAUUGAGCUUGAAAGAAAAACUGACGACCGUAUGCGACGCAUGGCGAAACAUCGACUUGUCCAUCAUGCAAAACUUGAUUAAAUCAACUCAACUCGCUUACGAUUUAGCGAGUGCAGAUAUUUCUAAUUUCCUUGACCAAGUGGAGCAGACCGUGAUCGAUAAAUCGCAAAUUAUCAAAGGAAUGGAUGACUUUUACACAUUUUUACAGAGGCUGACAGUGGAGCUGAAAUCAUAUGAAGUGCAAAUAUUGCGGAAAUCGGCGUUUCUUGAAGUAUCCGCCGACAACUACAAAGAUUUCAUUUUUAACCUGUCAAAAUUCAAAAUCAAAGUCGCUAACAAAGACAAACUCAUUAGCUUGAAGCCUACCCGUCAAAUGAUCCAAGAUCUGAACUCAAUUUUAAACCGAAAUUUGAACCACACCACCCGCCGGUCCUUUAACAAUUUCGGACAGGAAUUGAUCUACGAAGGGAGAAAUUUGAUCUUAUCUGAAAUCGCUCCAGAGCUGGGAAAAUUUCAAAAACUGCAAAACCUUUACCUUUUUGCACAGGGCACAAUUUUCAUUGACUGCGACCUAGUUCUUGUCGACGCCAAUGUGUCCUUGGCUGCACCGACCAUCGAGGUUAUAGGCGGUAAUUUGACUUUCAACAUGAGCGGUAGGAACGGAAAAAGCGCCUCUCCCAGGCUAAGCUCUUCCCCCAAGGAUGGUUCACCCGGCGAGGACGGCCACAACGCGGGUCACACCCUGAUUUUGGCUCUUGAAGUGAAACGGGGGGCGCAGCUCACCAUCGCCAGCAAGGGCGGAAACGGCGGCGACGGUCAAGACGGUGCCAGAGGGCUGGAAGGGGUGAGCAGCCCCUCGCCGCACUUCACCGAUUUCUACCCUGAGUUCGUGAGUGGCGUUGCAAAUUGGGGACCAAUCAAGAGUCACGGCUACUCGAUCGAGCACCCUGACAAGGGGACGCUUGUGUUGGUCAACAAGCAGGGCGCCCGGCCGCCAACCAACGGAGGGCACGGGGGUGCCGGAGGAAAGGGUGGCAAAGCGGGACACAAUUUCUUCCUUGUGUGGAAAGACGACCAUCAACUGCGUGUCCAGGCUGCGGAUGGACUUUCUGGCCGACAUGGAAAGGGAGGAAAGGGGGGCGAGGGCAAAAGCACCUGUGCCAAGAACAUAUACUCAGGAAAGUGCAAGACGAGGGAAUGCGAAAUGCUCAGAUUGGCGGCAGUGUUCUUCGUUGAGAGCGACACUAAAAACGAAUGCAGAUGCAUGCUGCAGAAAAAAGAAUUUUGCGAAACAGAGCCGGACGCCGCCGACGGUUUGGCUGCGUAUUUCCAGAGCAUUCCAUCCCCAAGCACAAAGCUGGUUGACUGGCAAGGUUUAGAAGCGAAACUAAACAAAUCCGCGUUGUUUCGAUUGAACUCUGUUGGCUCUGAGGACGAGGAAGAGUUGAAAAAUUACGUUGAAUACGCUAGGAGCACAGUGAAAACUGCGAUGCAAAUUUUUUCGGGAAUGAACUUCAAAAUUUUCUCCCAGUAAAAAAUGCGUUAUUGUAAACGUCAAAUAUCGAGCCCCUAUCAAGAUACACUGAUAAGCCUUAUAGAUUUUUUCUCAAUUGUAUAAACAAAAACUGCUAAAAUUAGUUCAGUAGUGAAGCCAUUUAUUUUUAAUAGAAUAAUUAUUUGUAUUUCGGUUGUUCGUUUCAUAAUCAAUAAAUGCGUCUAUCAAAAG